Fusarium vanettenii 77-13-4 is the source of this 1437-nucleotide messenger RNA. RefSeq lists its product as uncharacterized. The record is from RefSeq and is a predicted model, not a curated record. Gene Ontology annotation, molecular function: protein binding. The transcript is spliced from 4 exons. Lineage: Eukaryota; Fungi; Ascomycota; Sordariomycetes; Hypocreales; Nectriaceae. The coding region runs from base 1 to 1437 and encodes 478 amino acids. Gene Ontology annotation, cellular component: nucleus.
AUGUCGCCGCAAGACUACGAAUUCGCGCCCCAGAUCAAGCUCCAGGAGUCGCCUGCCAACCCCCAGUACCAGUCCGCUGCCGUUUCCGCGUCCUCGGUGCCCAACUACAAUGCUCCCGGUUCUCAGCGCACCAUCUCCAACACCCCGCUUGGUCUAGCCGACAUUCGUCCUCGAGCCGACUCGAGCAUGUCUGAUGGCGCUCCAGCUAACAUUGGAGGAUACGACUCAGCCGUCGCGCAACCUGGAACGAGCAAUUAUCUGGCUCCCUGGGCUAUUUACGCCUUUGACUGGUGUAAAUGGCCACCUCAGGGCAACGGUGCUGGCAAGCUGGCUGUGGGGAGCUAUCUUGAGGAUGGCCACAACUUUAUCCAAAUCCUCGAUAGUCACAUCGUUCAAACUCCCCAGGACGUCUACACGCCAGGCACAUCCAAGUACAGCCUCGACUUCACCAAAGUGGCCGAAGCCACCCACUCUUACCCCGUGACUCGAUUGUUGUGGGAGCCGCCCUCUUCUCAGAAGCAGUCUACUGACCUGCUUGCGACUUCGGGCGACCACCUGCGUCUAUGGUCUCUGCCCAACGAGAAUCCUUCAACUCCUAGCAACACGAUUGGCCGACGUGACAAUGCCGUCACCAAGUUGACGCCGCUUGCUCUGUUAUCCAACUCAAAGACACCAGACCACACCGCACCACUCACGUCACUCGACUGGAACACCGUCUCCCCAAGUCUCAUUAUUACGUCUAGCAUAGAUACGACAUGUACUAUCUGGGAUAUUCCCUCGCUCACCGCAAAGACUCAACUCAUUGCCCACGAUAAGGAGGUCUACGAUGUGCGGUUCUGCGCUAAGAGCGUAGACGUAUUUGUUAGCUGUGGUCAGGACGGAAGCGUUCGCAUGUUUGACUUGCGAAGCUUGGAGCAUUCGACCAUCAUCUAUGAACCCACCGGCAAGGAGGAGAGAGACCCCAACGGUGGUCGAAUCAGCCCAACGCUGGCCCAGCAGACAAUGGCAAACCCUCCACCUUUGCUACGACUUGCUACCUCACCACACGACACUCAUCUCCUCGCUACGUUUGCUCAAGACUCCAACACGAUUCGCAUCUUGGACGUUAGACAGCCAGGCCAGGCCCUGCUCGAACUCCGCGGUCACGGUGGAGCUAUCAACUGCAUCGAAUGGUCGCCUCUACGGCGGGGUAUGCUUGCUUCUGGUGGUGACGACUGUCAGGUUCUCCUUUGGGAUCUCCUCAGCUCCAACAACCAUGGAUCUCAGCCUAUGAACGGCGCGCCUCAACAGGAUAACCCUAGAAGCCCUGUGGCCAGCUGGCAAUGCGACUACGAGGUUGGAAAUCUCGGCUGGGUGCCUCAUCUGCCCAACUCGGACUGCGGCGAGUGGCUUGGAGUGAGUGCUGGACGUGGCAUCUGGGGAACUCGAGUCAUGUAA